This is a messenger RNA of Aphis gossypii (cotton aphid), 1429 nucleotides long. RefSeq lists its product as uncharacterized. NCBI's taxonomy places the organism in Eukaryota, Metazoa, Arthropoda, Insecta, Hemiptera, Aphididae. The coding region runs from base 245 to 1357 and encodes 370 amino acids. The record is from RefSeq and is a predicted model, not a curated record. The transcript is spliced from 6 exons.
UUAAAAUUCUCAACACUAAUGAGUAAUGACCAUAAUUUGUUCAAGAUAGUUUUAAUAUCUAAUAUAUUAUAUUAUAAAUAUUAUAUCUACUAUCAUUUCUCCAUUAGAUAUAGUAUAAAAGUAAGUACCUAUUUGUGAUAAUUAAAUUAUUAUUAUUUUAUUACUCGCAUUAUUCAUUAGUAUAACUAGUAUAAGGUAAUUAUAUAAUUAAAUAUUAUGAUCAACGAUAAUAGUGCAUAUCAAAAUGGGAAGACAUCAAAAUUAUUGUCAUUCUGUAAAACUGUCCACACCAGUAACAACUUACAUUCUAAUUGAAUUUUUAUUGUGGUUUAAUUUUUUUUUAUUUAACGUUAAAAUGGAUCAACUUAAAAAACGUACUCGUCAACCAUCGAAAAAGUUAUCAACUAAAAAGAAAUUGAGUAAUCGAGUGAUGAAUUUUCUAGGAAUUCAAAACAAAACCAAUCCCAAUCCAGAGGUCGUAGAAUCUGUUGUGAAACCUUUUUUCUUGGGUGAUGACAAUCAACUACCAUGCACAUCAAGGGAAACAAUUAGUCAAAAUCCAGAGCUCGUAAAAUCUGUUGAGGCACCUUUUUUCUUAGGUGCUGACAAUCAACUACCAUGCACAUCAAGGGAAACAAUUAGGUUAGAAAAAUAUGAUCCGGAGGGUAAUGCAAAUAAUUAUUGGAAUACUGAAGAAAAUUUACAUAACUUAACAGUGGACGAAUCUAUACUUAGUAAUCAAGAAAUUAAGCAAUGUGAUGUUGAUGAAAGUUCGGGAAGACGAAUAGUGGAUAUGCAUUACGUUUUUAGUCAAAUUAAAAACAGUGUUCAUAGAGGGUCAUUUGGUUGUACAUUUUUAAAUAUGACGUUUAUUUCUGAGAAAAAACACGGGUUUAGAUCAUCAUUUAAGUUUAAAUGUGAUGUUUGUAAUAUUGUUAUGUUUAUCGACUCAGAAAAGUUGAAACCUGAAGCUUAUUUGCCAGUAAAUUAUUCCGCCGUUAAUGGAUCAAUAGCAGCUGGAAUUGGAUUUACACAGUUGUCCGAAUUGUGUGCGAUAAUCGAUAUACCUUGUAUGUCUUCAACUACUUUUCUGAAAAUUCAAGAGUUUAUUUGCAAAAGAAUUCACGAAGUUGCAGAGGAACAAAUGAAAAUUGCUGGUGAAGAAGAACGUCGUUUAGCAAUAAAAGCUGGUACAUUAGAUGUUGAUGGAACCCCUAUGUGCACUGUAGUUGCGGAUGGACAGUGGUCAAAGCGCAGUUACAAGACUAAAUAUGAUGCAUUAUCUGGAGUGGCAACAAUAAUAGGUUAUAGAUCGAAAAAAAUUUGUUUGUGGGAAUUAGAAACCGUUAUUGUAUAAUUUGCCAAAGGGCCAAAAAAAAAAACUAUCUCCACCUGACCAUACUUGUUUUUUAAAUUGGAAAAAGGGUGC